AUGGGUAAAAACAAAAGGUUUUUAAAUAAAAAAAGAAAAGGACCUUCAAAAAGUAAAAAGAAACAUGAGAAAAGAAGCAAUGAAACCAUAAAUAAGAAGGCUAUAUUCAAUCGAUAUAAAGAUAAGCAAAAGGUUGAGGAAGAAGCAGCCAAACAAAAGAGAAUGGAGGAGAAGUUUAAAAUGCAACAAGAGACAUUAUCAGAAAGUGAACCAGAAGAUGAUACCUUUGAGCAGUUGGUGUCUUGUUUUAAGCAGCAAAAAUCCGCCCCUCUCAUUGAUAGUGAAGAGGAAUCCUUGGAUGACUCUGAGGAAGAAGAAGAAGCAAUGGAAAUUGCAAGCCAAAAUAUUUCACACAGUAGCAAUGCUUGCAGUACAAGUGAAGAUGAAGAAAGUGACCAUAUUGAUAAACUAGUUUUAAGUGAUACUGAAUUGGAAAAUGACAUUGAUAGCACAAAUGAUCCGUUUCUAAAACAUUUACAGUAUGAUCUCUCUGAUGAAUUGUUAGUUUCUUUAUCAAAUAUACAAUCAACAGAGAAGGAAAUAAUACAAUCAUGGCCAAUACUAGGGAAAGUUGUAAUAAAUUUACCUCAACCACUUAGUUCUGUAGUAGAAAAACCCAAAUUGAAACUAUCUAUAUUGGAAGAAAAAAUAUAUGCACCACUUGGUAUACCGCCCCGCCCAAUAAACAAAGUGGAUUUUGAUCAAUUAUAUUUAAAAUCUCAACUAAGAGGAAGCAUUGUGUCAUCUAAUAAAAAAAAUUUAAUAAAGAAAGAUUUAGAACUCUCAGAGGUAUUUACUCCGCUGCAGAAGGACCUGUUUGCAUUUCUUAAUAACUAUCAAGAUUUAUAUUAUCCCGAGAGAACAUUUACAAAUGCGGAUGAGAUCAGAUACUCAUACUGUCUGCAUGUAGCUAAUCACGUGUUAAAAACUAGAAUUAAAAUUUUACAUCACAAUGCUAAAUUAUCAAAGAAGACCGAUUUAUCUGAUGAUUUUAGAGAUCAAGGCUUAGUAAGACCAAAGGUUCUUAUAUUGGUGCCUUUCAAACAUGCAGCAUACAAAGUAGUAAACACAUUAAUUGACAUUGUGGUUCCUAAAGAAGCGGGGCAAGUUGUUAAUAAGAAUAGGUUUGAAGAUGAUUUCACUGGUGGGGAGCUAAUAAUGCCAAGUAAAAAUCCUAAACCUGAGGACUAUGAACUUUUAUUUAGCGGCAACACUGAUGACACUUUUAGACUUGGAAUGACUCUAACUAAGAAAACAUUGAAGUUAUACACCGAUUUCUACUCGUCAGACAUAUUAAUAGCUUCUCCUUUGGGCUUGCGAAUGAUAGUAGGUGCUGAAGGCGAAGAGCAUAGAGACUAUGAUUUUCUAGCUUCUAUUGAAAUUUUGAUAUUGGAUCAGGCAGACGUGUUCCGCAUGCAAAACUGGGAUCAUGUGCUACACAUUUUGGAUCAUUUACACCUACAGCCAAGGAAAACACAUGGGACUGAUUUUUCCCGAGUCCGAUCAUGGGCAGUUAAUGGCUGGUCUAAAUAUUACAGACAGACAUUAAUAUUUUCAUCUAUUACACUGCCUGAGAUAAAGUCGUUGUUGAGCAAAAAGUGUCAGAAUUAUAGUGGUAGAGCAAUUGUUGGCAAUCAACCAGAAGAAGGCAGCAUACGACAAGUACUGGUAUCAGUGCCACAACUUUUCCACAGAUUCAAUGCCGCCAGUCCGUUAGCAUCUGUUGAUGCGAGGUUUGAGUACUUCGUGAAAGAGAUCCUUCCCAAACAAAGGGAUCCCUUGAUGAGUCACACUCUUAUAUAUGUGCCUAGUUAUUUCGACUUUGUGAGGAUACGCAACUAUUUCAAGAAGGAAGAUAUCAGCUUUGUGCAAAUAUGUGAAUAUUCGAAGGACGCCAAAAUAGCUCGAGCCCGAGAUAUGUUCUUUCAUUCGGAAGCCCAUUUCAUUUUGUACACGGAGCGAGUUCAUUUCUUCAGGCGAUUACGAAUUAAGGGGAUUAGGCAUAUAAUCUUCUACCAGCCGCCGACCUACCCCCAUUUCUAUUCAGAAAUGCUGAAUCUUAUGCAGGAGUCAAAUCAAAACAAGUACGGAGGCAGUAAGUGUAAUAUGACGAGUACAACUCUCUACUGCAAGUAUGAUGCGCACCGCACGGCAGCUCUCCUUGGAACGCCCCGGCUCGCUCGCAUGUUGGUAGAGGAGCAACCAGUGCAUAUGUACUAA
Leptosia nina is the source of this 2220-nucleotide messenger RNA. The record is from the annotation of a GenBank genome assembly. NCBI's taxonomy places the organism in Eukaryota, Metazoa, Arthropoda, Insecta, Lepidoptera, Pieridae.